This is a messenger RNA of Lithohypha guttulata, 2943 nucleotides long. RefSeq lists its product as uncharacterized. Gene Ontology annotation, molecular function: zinc ion binding; DNA-binding transcription factor activity, RNA polymerase II-specific. The record is from RefSeq and is a predicted model, not a curated record. The transcript is spliced from 2 exons. Lineage: Eukaryota; Fungi; Ascomycota; Eurotiomycetes; Chaetothyriales; Trichomeriaceae. Gene Ontology annotation, biological process: regulation of DNA-templated transcription. The coding region runs from base 1 to 2943 and encodes 980 amino acids.
AUGCGAAGACAGAAAUGCGACAGGAAUACUCCAUGUAGUCGUUGCUUGAAGCGUGGUGAGCCAGAAAAGUGUACUAGGGAAUGGCCAGAUGGAGGUUAUGACCCCAAAAAGCAUCGAACCUAUCCUCGACCAGGCAAGCGCAAUAUACAGUCUCCAGCGACCUCUCAUGACCAUGAAGAAGAUCAUGCCAGUCCAGGUUCAAGUCCUGCCGCGGCGGGUAUGUCCACUCAGACACCUCAGCUGAGAACAAGUACCUCGAUGUCGACGCCAACAUUCACACAGGACUUUCCAGGCACCGCAUCAUCAGAGACAAACAAACUCGGUCAGUCGAAAGCGCCCGUACCAGAGAGCCGCGCCUGGGGUCGAGGUAGUCUAGCCGACUAUCAGGUUCAAUCUUUUGACCUGCUAAAGGAACCUUUCAAGAACAAUUCCCAAACACAAUAUCCAGACCAGGAGUAUUCCAAUGGCUUCGGCACUACCAAUGUGCAGCAGGUGUCGUUCCUGCAGCUGUUAUUGCCUAGAAGAGAACAAAUCUUUCAUAUAGUAGACUAUCAUAUCCAUAUAGUCCUGUGGUACCAUGCUUGCUUUCACGGUGAAACCUUCCGGAACGAACUGCAGACGCUCUACUUGCACCCAAACGGACUCCAAAUCCAAAACACAGACCUUAGAUGGUCAGCUCUUCUAUUCGCGAUCAUGUCUUCCAGCAUGGCUUGUGCUAACGAUCGUGUAGCUGCUUCAUGGGGAUUCCAGCGAUCGGAGAGGCACAAAUUAAUGCGACAAUGGUACAAAGCUUCUUUGACAUGCUUGAAUCUGGCCGACUAUAUGUGGAGGCAUCACAUCAAUUCAAUAUCUGCCAUAUGUGUUCUAACAAUGUCUGGCCACAUCCUGGGCUUCAGUAAUACCCAAUCCACUCUACACGGAGCCGGACUGAAGAUUGCACAAGGGCUAGGACUGCAAAGACUUGGAUCUGAAGUGGACGAGGUCAUAACAAACGAUCGCGAUUUGACACCAGCAAGAAGAGAGAAAAUAGUACGCAGGGAAGUCGGUCGACGUGUCUGGGGUCAACUCUGUAACCAAGACUGGUUCUCAAUACCGUUCAGCGAGAUGUAUACGAUACAGCGCUCACACUUUUCGACCUCAAGGCCUCAGCAUAUUGACGACCAUACAUUACUUCCUAUACCUGCUCACGAACCAUCGUCGACCUCUUUCGCACGAUGCCUCAACGACAUCGCAGCCAUCAUGCCACAGACGUUGGAUGCAAUCACGAACGCAAGCACAUUGUACACAAAGUAUGAGCAAGUUUUACAUUACGAUGCGAAGAUGAGGGCGCUCGGUAGUGAAGGCACUCCCUCCUUUCUGCUGGCAACAGAGCCGAUAAGAGCUGAAUGGCCUCAUUGGAUACCGUGGGCUCGUCGAAGUUUGAAACUUUGUCUCGCCCACAAGACUAUCAUGAUCCAUAGAAGCUUUCUCGGCAAGUCCCUGACCGAUGUUACGUUCGACCACACACGGAGGACUUGUAUGGAAGCAUCAAGAACAAUAGUGAGAGAAGCAAGUGUGCAAGACGAUUACAAUGGACCAAGACUGUGGAUUGACCAAGCAUUUAUGGUGGCUGCCGGCAUUACGCUCUCGCUCGAUACAUUCCACCGAAAACCAAAAGCUCCCGAGAUAAGCGAAAACCGCAAGUACGUUGAGGAAGCAAUCAAUAUGCUUAGCAAGUUCGACCACAGCAUGAUCGCUGUUCGUGGUGUGCGCCUGCUCACAUCCCUACUCGCUGAACAAGCCAGACUAUGCGCUGAGAGGUCAAUAGACAGUUACAAGAAGAGAACACGCGAUGACGAGACCAACGUGGAUCCUCAAACUCCAGGAUCAACCUUCAAUUUCAUUCAGGGUGGUGCCGAUGGCGGCAGUUUCACAAAUGCUCUCAAGCGACAAAAAUUUGAUGUGCCUAAAUUCCUCGAGAACUUCGUUGGUCAAUCCAGGCAAAAUCCAGGCUUUGAAAUGGGUCACGGUGUUGACACAGUGGUACCAGCUAGUCUCAAAGAUGAUGGAGAUAUGGUUUUAGGAAAUGGCAAGCUAGGAAAUGUUCUUAUGCAGGCACCUCCAGUGCAAGACAGGCUGCCACCUCUCAGCUCUGUGACUAGUCCUAUGAACACUAUUGACGGCGCCACGGAUACCAGUGGUCUGCCGGUCGAGUACGACUAUGAAGCUUUCGAGCAGAUAUUUCCACCUCAUGCUGAAGAUCACACAACUAGCAACAAUAUCAUCGAAGGCGAUGCAGGGGCUGUGUCCGAGAAGAUUAACAAUUCAGAUCAGCAAAUCGCUGAUGGUACCUCUCACACUAGCUCCGGCAUCUUACCAGGAUUUAUUGCAGAAGUGAAGCAGUCAGCUAUGCCUACGAGCGAAGUACCACCAAGCGUUAACAAAGUGCUAAAUCAGCUCUUUGUGGGAUCUGGGGCGUCUGUUGGCCCUACGUCUCCAUCCACUAUGUCGACACUUCUGCCACUUCCAACACAAAAGGAGACACCAGCCACAAGCCGCAUGCGCAAACAUUUCUUACCAGCUUUCAUGAAGUUAAAACAACCUUCUAUACCCGGACUCUGGACCGCUUGGGAUCCUGUCGAAGGUCCACAGAAGGAUGCUGAGAGUGGAGAUUGGCCUCAAUUCCAGCCGAACUUAAUUGAGUCAGUCUCACAGAAGGACAACAUCAGUCAAAUUAGUGAGCCAAAGUGCUUCCACAAAGCCCAAUUGGUCUCACACGGGCAACAGCACGACGAAAAUCCGGCGUCAAUCACGAACAAGACUCAGAAUAUCAGGUCAGGGAAGGACCUUGCCAUUUCUGAUCUGUUCGCUGCCAAUGACGAAGGUAACAACGAACCCUACGACCCAGCUCCGAAAUCGUCUCCGCUAGAAAGAAAUUCAGCUAGGUCACUAUUUAAAAAAUAA